Molecule: messenger RNA, 3186 nt
Organism: Galleria mellonella (greater wax moth)
Lineage: Eukaryota; Metazoa; Arthropoda; Insecta; Lepidoptera; Pyralidae
Gene: eIF2Bbeta
Exons: 26
Coding region: 154-3045 (963 amino acids)
Biological process (GO): translational initiation
Cellular component (GO): eukaryotic translation initiation factor 2B complex
Molecular function (GO): guanyl-nucleotide exchange factor activity; translation initiation factor activity
Source: RefSeq, a predicted model, not a curated record
AAAAAAAAAAAAAAUUGACAGUCGUUGAUUUACAUCAACAAUUUUGAGUUUUUAGGUUAUGUUUUCUUUUAUAUUUUGUGUUUAGGUUUCUAAUAUUUGGGACCUAUGACUUAUUGAAAUCAUCAAUAGAAAAUUUAAUAAUUUUAUAACAAAAUGUCGUCAACAGAAGUAGAAACUAAGGAUUUGUCCGAGAAUCAUGAAGCCAUUGUAGUGAAACUCAUAACAGACAUUCGCAGCGGGAAGCUUGAAGGCUCAAAUAAAAUAGCCAUGGCCACAGUGUCCUGUUUGGAGCAGAUCAUUGGAGACCUGGAGAACACCACCGCUUUCGAGCUGUCGGCGGCGGUGCGUGCGGCCGGCCGCCGCGUGGUCCGCGCGCUGCCGCAGCAGCUGGCGGCCGCCAACAUGGUGCGCCGCGUGUUGCGCUUCAUACGUGACGAGUACAGCGCGCACGCCAACCUGGGCGGCGAGAGCGCGGGCGAGGGCCUGCAGCGGCUGGUGCUGGCGACGCCGGCGCGGCGCGGCACGCUGGGCGCGGCCGGCACCGACCUGCGCGGGCCCAUCCGUGACCAGAUCUCAGAGCUGCGCGCGGAGCUGGAGGCGAGCCGCGCGGCGGUGGUGGCGCAGGCGCGCUCGCACGUGCACGCGGACGAGCUGCUGCUGUCGUGCGGCGCCAGCGCGCUGGCCGAGCGCUUCCUGCGGGCCGCCGCGCCGCGCCGCUACCGCCUGCUGCUGGCCGACGGGCCGCACCCGCCCGCCACCCACGCGAUGGCAGCCCGGCUGAGUCAAGCGGGCGUUCCCGUCACGGUCAUCGGCAACGAGUGCAUCUACGGAGUCAUGUCCAGGGUCAACAAGGUGGUGGUGGGCGCGGCGGCCGUGCUGGCGGGCGGCGCGGCGCUGGGCGGCGCGGGGCUGCACGCCGCCACGCUGGCCGCCCAGCACCACAGCGUGCCGGUGAUCGUGCUGGCGCCGCUGUACAAGCUGUGUCCGCUGCACGCGCGCGACCAGCACCACUUCAACGCGCUGGCCGCGCCGCACGCCGCGCUGCCGUACCAGCGCAGCGAGAGCAGCUCGGUGCACGUGUACGCGCCGCUGUACGACUACGUGCCGCCCGACCACAUCACCCUGUUCAUCACCAACCUCGGCGGCAGCUCCCCGUCCUACAUCUACCGGCUCCUCUCCGAGCUGUACGACCCCAGGGACUACCAGCUAUAUGAUGGCGCAACGGGCAUGAGCCAAGGGGGCUCUAGGAGGCCCUACUCGCGGGGGGGCCCUCGCUGGCACCCGCGAUACAAGGAGUUCUGGGAUUACGAGCAAAACUAUAGCGAUGGCAGCAGCGCGGGCAGCCCCAAGGAGGCGUGCGUGGCGCAGUCACCGCCGCCGGCGCCGGCGCCCGCCAAGCGCGACGUGCGCCACCACCACCACCACCCCCACGACCAGCGCCGCAUGAGCAUAGGGGGCGGUGCAGGCGGCUCGCGCCGCGCCGAGCGCCGCGCCGCCGGCCCCUCCGAACGACGGAGAUCAGACAUGCGCAUGAGUCCCGGCGCGGGCGCCGGCCCGUCGGCGGAGCCGCCGCACAUGAACCACGCUCCGCACCAUCACCAUCUGGACACCAACCCGCUGGAGGGCUCGGUGGAGUCGAUGGUGAGCGGGGCGGGCUCCUCGGACGGCGAGCUGUCGUCCAAGGCGGGCGACAGCCCCAGCAGGAAGCGGAGGCGGAUCUCCAGGCACCUGUCCUCGGGUGAAAGCAACGUGUCGGUGGCGGCGCCGGCGGUGGAGCGCCGCACGCCGCGCCACCACUACCAGCCGCCGCGGCGCAUGCGGUACGUGGGCGGCGGCGGUGGCGGCGGCGGAGGCGGCGGCGCGGGCGGAGGCGGCGGCGUGUGGCACGAGCGGCUGCUGGACGCGCCGCACGUGCCGCACGCGCACCACACGCCGCUGCUGCUCGACAUCAACCAGAUGUCGCUGCGCGGCGCUCGACUGAGCGCCCUGAGCGGCGCGGGCGUGUGGCCGCACCCGCACCCGCACCCGCACCCCCCGCACCCCGCGCACCCGCACCCGCACCCCGCGCACACGCACCGCGACCACCCGCAGCGGACGCAGAUGGGCGGCGUAUACGCGGGGCUGCAGUACCACGGCAGCUUCGCGCCGCCCCCGCCGCCGCGCGGACCCUUCGCGUCCCCCCCGCACCCGCCGCACCCCCACCAUGCGCAUACGCACUACAUUACUAACUCUCAGCGUGCCGAGGGUGGCCGCCUAGAGCUGCUGGGCAGCGGGGAGGGUACCCUGUCGCCGCUGCAGCCAGCCGCUGACUUGCACCACGCGCCGCUCUUACUCGCCACCGAGGCGCGGGGUGCGCCGCUCGACCUCAUGCCGCACCACGCGCGGCACGCCCUCACGCAUCAUCACCACCGUCGCAGCGGCGGCGGCGUGGGUGUGGGCGUGGGCGUGGGCGGCGGCGUGAACGUGGGCGUGGGCGUGGUGGGGUCCGCGUCGCGCGCCGCGCGGCCCUACGUGCGGCACGCGGCGCGCUGGCCGCACCACCCCAUACACCACAUACACACGCAGGGCGGCGGCGGGCUGGUGGGCGCCACGCUGCCGCACGUGCAGCAGCUGCACGUCGCGUCGCCGCUGUCGCUGCCGCCGCCGCCUCCACCCACGUACCAGGUGUUCCUGAACCUGCUGGCGAUGUUCCCGCUGUCGCCGUACGCGGAGGCGCGCGGCGAGGAGGCGCCCGACUCGCCCGAGACGGAGAACUACGAGGCGCUGCUGUCGCUCGCCGAGCGGCUCGGCGAGGCCAAGCCGCGCGGCCUCGCGCGCCAGGAGAUCGACCUGCUGCCCAGCUACAAGUACUCGCCGCAGACGCACCAAGGCGAGCAGUCGUCGUGCGUGGUGUGCAUGUGCGAGUUCGAGGCGCGCCAGACGCUGCGCGUGCUGCCGUGCGCGCACGAGUUCCACGCCAAGUGCGUCGACAAGUGGCUGCGGUCGAACAGAACGUGUCCGAUAUGCAGAGGGAACGCGUCCGAGUACUUCAGCAACUCGGAGUGACUCGACGCCGGCGGCCGCGCCUGCGCGCCGGACGUCUAGCGGCCGCGGCCGGACGCGGCCGGACGCGGCCGGACUACCGCGCACGGAGCUUGGUCUCUAUGUAUACGGGUCUGGGCGACCACGCGUCGCCGCUACGAGCAA